Molecule: messenger RNA, 4984 nt
Organism: Anopheles coluzzii
Lineage: Eukaryota; Metazoa; Arthropoda; Insecta; Diptera; Culicidae
Exons: 5
Coding region: 1581-4541 (986 amino acids)
Biological process (GO): lipid metabolic process
Molecular function (GO): lipase activity
Source: RefSeq, a predicted model, not a curated record
GGGGAGCGAUGGUUCGUAUUUUGCGGAUUUUUAAAGUGCGGUAUUUUUCCACCCAAGCUGACCCAUAUAUUGGGCCGGUCGACCUCGGGCAGGUCGUGAAAUCAGUAAACUGGGCCCAUUCCCCCACUCCCCGCUACUCUCUACUGGCGUGAAAUUUAAAAAAGUGUCCGGAAGUUUCCCGAGCGGCGAAUACAAACAAAACAACAACAACAAAAAACAAUAAGAGAAAACCAUUAAAAAAAAACACCGUUCAACAAUUUCACGGGUUCGUCGCCUGCCAGCGCGUUGGCAUCUUUCGUGUACGGGCGGCUUCCCGUCAGCGUCAGCGCCGUGCUUUCCCGUGGCUUUAUGCAACUGUUCGCUACUGGUGCUUUCCCGCUCUCUCUCUCUCACACACACAGGUCGCUGGUCGGUGGUACUAGAGGAGAGGGGAGUGCAUAGAGCGUGGGGAACAACAACGGCACAAAGGUGUGUGUAACCACUCCGUUUUUGGAAUUGUGCAGCAGCAUCACGCCUAGCCGAACGCGUUUAACGCGCGAGCAGGAUAGAACAUAGAGAGAGAGAGAGGGAGGGAGAAAGAGACAGAGCGCUCGCGCGCAAGAGAGUGAGCAAGACAGUCGCGAUGGGGGGAGAACUAACAAGCGUAUGAAAUGUACCGUACGGUCAUGCUCUCUCUCUUUCUAUUUCUCUCUUUUUCUCUUUCUCUCUCUCUUUCUCUCGCUCUCUCUCUGUAUGUCAGUGGACUAUUCCACCCUUCCCUUGCGUGUCCGGUGCGGGACUGGCACACGGUGGACGGUGGGUUUGGCUUAGGGGGUUGUGUGCCUCCAGCAGUUUGGUCAUGCCACUGCCAAUUCAGCCCGCGUUUGGUGCGCUUAAGUGAAAGCGCUCUCCCGUCGUACCAGCGCCAACCCAAAGCCAAACCGCUCUUUCACCUGAAUCACCAUCACUGCGCACAUCCCACCCCCUUCCCAUUUAAGAAAAUCGAUCGUACCGCGCGACGUAGUGAAUGUCCUUCAAGCAGGGUGCGAGUUGGUUUGUGUGUGUGUGUGUGUUUUUUUUUUUAAUAUUUGUUUUGUUAGCAAGCAACUGUUACAGUUGCGUUGUGCGGUGCAGUGUGGGAGCAAUUGUGUUGGCGCUCCGUUGUGUGCUUGAGGAUUUAGUGUGCGGCCCGCUAGUCGGCAAACGGGCAACAAGAAAGGGGCACCCUGUGGGAAGAUUACAAAAUUGUGUCACGCGGGGCGGGGGGCUACUCCGAAAUACAAAACAAAAAACAGAAAACCAAAACAAAGGCAAGGUGAACAGCAGCACCCCAUCAAAGAGAGAGAGAGUGCGAGAGAAGGGGAAAAUAGUCAACCACAAGGGUCUGUUUUUUUUUUAAUGUGUGCGUGUGUUUAGCUUGGUGGUGUCGUGUGCGAUCGGUCGUGUACGUGAAUCAGUUAGUUGUGGUCCGUUAUUGCAGUUCGAUUUAUGGAUAGACGCAUCUGUGGCGGCCGUGCUCUGUGUGCCGUCGCUCCCUGAACUGCCCUGCACGGAACCUGGCGAAUGCUACUGCACUGUGCAACGCGACGCCGCUAAAACCCAUGGCUCGGCUAGUGUGGGCCUUCCUGCUGCUGGUGGCGUGCACCUGCAGCAGCACGCACGCCAACGAACCGUCCGCCAAAUCACUGCAUCAACCGCAGCGGCAGCAGCAGCUGCUGCUGUCCCGCCGUGACGCCUUCGAGCUGGCCCAGGAGCGGGAGCAGGUGCUGGCCGCCCAGCAGUCGAUCGCGUCCUGGCGCCAAACGCUGCACCAGCAUGGCCGCCCGGCGGUGGACGAGCCCGGUACGGCCGACCCGCACGACGAGUCGGAGCUGCAGCGUCCCGAGCAGCGGCGCCGCCGCCGCCGCAAGCGGGCCGACCCUAAGGAGGGCGGCCUGAGGAACGAAACGCUUGGUCCGGACGCGCCCACCGACCCGGACGACGGCGGGGACGAUCCGGACACGUCCGUCGUCUGCUACGGGCCGCUCGGGUGCUUCCACGAGACGGAGCACCUGCCGGAGAUGCUGCCAUCCUCGCCGGCGGAGGUCAGCACGCGCUUCCUGGUGUACACCACCACCCACCGCAGCGAAAAACCGCUGAUCGAGUUCACGUACGAGGAGCUGGUGGUGGCCGGGUUCGGUGCCGCCUACUGGGCGAACGGGACGAACGACACCGUCUCGAUCCCGGUCGCGACCGGCACGUCCUCCACGCUGCUGCAAACGUUCGGCGACCUGAGCAACCGGACGGUGCGCGUGAUCGUGCACGGGUUCGGCUCCAACUGUGGCCUGGUGUGGAUCUACGAGAUGCGCACCGCCCUGAUGGCAGUGGAAAACUGUACCGUGAUCUGCGUCGACUGGGAGAAUGGCGCGAAGCUGCCGAAUUACGUGCGCGCCGCCGCCAACACGCGGCUGGUCGGGCGGCAAUUAGCGCUGCUGCUGCGGCUGCUCCGCACGCACAACGGGCUGCGGUUGUCGCGCGUGCACCUGAUCGGCUUCAGCCUCGGGUCGCACGUGGCCGGCUUUGCCGGGGCCGAAUUCUCCACCCCAUCGGAGCAGGAGGAGCAGAUGGAGAAGGAAGAGGAGGAGAAGGAGGAGAAGGAGGAGGAGCACGACGGCGAGGAGGAGGCGGAUGCCGAUGAGCUGCAGCGUACGGCGCGGGCGGGCAACCCCUCGGCCCACCCGGGCACGGAGCGGCCCGCCAGCCGGGCUGGGCUGUGGCGUAUAACGGGCCUGGAUCCGGCGGGGCCACUGUUCGAGGCACAGCCGCCCGAGGUGCGGCUGGACGCGGGGGACGCCCGGUACGUGGACGUGAUACACUCGAACGGCGAGAACCUCAUACUCGGCGGGCUCGGCUCCUGGCAGCCGAUGGGCACGGUCGACUACUACCCGAACGGGGGGCGGGUGCAGCACGGCUGCACCAAUCUGUUCGUCGGCGCCGUCACGGACAUUAUCUGGGCACCACCGACGACGGUCGAGGGUCGGUCGCUGUGCAACCACCGGCGGGCGUACAAGUUCUUCAUCGACUCGGUCGCGCCGCGCUGCCACUUUCCCGCCUUCCCGUGCGAAAGCUACGACCAGUUUGCGGCGGGCGAGUGCUUCGACUGCGGCAACGGGACGGCCCGGUCCGCCUGCGGCCGCAUGGGCUAUUACGCGACCAGCCGGGACGUGGGCGGGUACGGCCAGCUGUACCUGCGCACGCGCGACGAGGAGCCGUACUGCGCGAACCAGUUCCGGUUGCGGCUGCGUAACGCGCCGGACGAGCUGCCGCUGCGCACGGUCGGCCGGUUCGAGCUGACGCUCGAGGGCGGCGACACCGGCAACGGGAUCGAGGACGGGCAGCCGAGCGGCGGUGCCGCCCCGCCCCUGCUCACCUUCAACGAGACGUUCCAUCUGGACGAGGCGCGGGAGGACCGCGAGUUCCAUGCCGGCCAGUGGCUGACGACGAUCCUGGUGCCGCAUCCGGCGCUGGGGCACCGGCCGCGGGCCCUCACGAUCACGUACCGGCCGUACCGGGGCGGCUGGUGGCAGCGCUCGAGCGUCGGCAAGCAGCUGUGGCGCAUCGGCCCGAUACUGCUGACCGCGGACGACCAGCGGACGUACGGGUCGUGCGCGACGCUCACGCUGCAGGCGGACGUGCCGGUGCGCAUCGAGCUGCAGUCGAUACUGCUGCACACGCUGGACGAGCCGGACGAGGACGGCAUCGAGUGCCGGGCGGCCGAAGAGCUGAACCACCCUGCGCACACCGCCCACACCGUCGCCGGGGCUAGCGGACCGGCAGCAGCAGCACUGCCGCCAGCACCACCCAAGCCACCGAAAAGCUCGAUCGACGAGCUGACCGUCGGUUCGAAGCAUCCUGCCGGGCACGACCACUUCUCCUGGACGCCGGUCGCGAUCAGCAUACCGCGCCACUCGCCCCAGCCCGUGCACGUCAACGAGAAGCGCUCGUUUUCCGACGCCCUGCUGCCGGGCCAGCAGGAGCAGCAGGAUUCGACGGCCCCCGGCCAGCAGCCGCUGCUGCCACCGACCGCCCAAACCGUGCAGCUGUUUCCCUCCCGGCUGGUGUCGUUCUUCGAGCGGGCGGAGCGGUACGCCCGCCGCACCUGGGACGCCCUGUUCAGCGGCAACGGGACGGACGGGGCGAACGCCCUCCUGCCCAAGCUGGCGGCGCCGAGCGACGCCGCCGCCGACGAAGCGACGGUUGCGACGAGCGUCCCCGAGCUGCUGCUGAUGUCGCCCGCCCGCCACUCGGAGGCCAGCGGCGCACCGGCCCCAGCCACCGGCAGCAGUCCGGCCCCUGGGACAAGCACGCCGCCGCCGCCAACCGAACCGCCAACCACCAGCACCGAGAUACGGAUCGCACUGCCCACCUUCCGGCCGAUGGGGCGCACGCUGGCACCGGACGGGGCGGUCGGCAGCGGCCGCCAGCACUACACCCGCUUCAUACCGCUCGUGUACGAGGAGGGCAGGGACGCGGUAGCCGCCAGUACGGCCGGCGCACGGAAGGCGGCCGCCCGAUCGCGGUAAAGCGCCCUCGCGGCAACCUUUUCUUUUACGAUGUGAUAGCAUUUUCCCUUUUGUUUCUUCACCGCCUCCCCACCCCCACCCCCCCCCCCCCCCCCCUGUAAACCAAACACAUACACAUACACACUGCCCACGCAUACAUUCAUCUACGGAAUAUGUUUGUUUGUUUGUUUGUUUUUUUAUACAUGUAUACAACCUAUUUACAAGUUAGGAUUACUAUAUUAGUUAGGGACGGGCGGAGAUGUGCCCGCGCUAGUGUGUGUGUGUGUGUUCGUGUGCGUGUGUGUGUGUGUGAGUGUGCGAGUGUGCGUCCCCGCUCGACGAUACCCCGCUACUGGCGGUUCCUAGUUGUUAUGUAAUUAUGCUUCUAUUUUUUUUUGUCCUGUGUAACUGCAACGAACGUGCAUAUGAAGCGAAAUAAAGAAUUUCAUAUAUCCGGAGUAUAU